UAUUAACAGUCCCCAAUCUCCACACGUAGUCGGUACAUCGUCGUCGGUUCGACAAGUUUAAUAUUGAUUUAUAAAUCGACCUGCUUCUUUUCAAUUAGUGUCUGAUAUUUUCCUUUUAAUUCGAUCUUCUUCUUUUCCUUAUUUUCCUUUUAAUUUGAUCUCUCUUAUCAUUCUUAAAUCAUCGAAUAAUAGUGCGAAUUUGAAAAUUUACUUGAAAAUUAAGAUAAUGUUAUGUAUGACCCUUAGAGAGUAGACAUAUAUACGGUCAUUAACGAAUAAAUAAUAAGAAAUAACAAGAAAAAUAUUGUAAAGUUUAUCGUUAUGUUUUUGAAAGAUUAUGAAAAUGUUGGUAAUAUCGGAGAUUAUUUUGAGCAUAUAUUUUCUCUUUUCCUUUCGAUUAAUCGAAAAUAAUAGUUGGUUUGGAAGAUGGCGACAUCAUGAUUACGUCAUAUUUUUACUUGACAUAACAUUUCUUCGAUAUUAUUAAAUAAAAAGAAAUUGAUUCGCGAUCAGAUAUGCCACAAUAUGACGAAUCUUUUCUUGAUUCGCCAAUCUUCAGACGACGUGUACGAACUUAUUUCGUACAAAAGAAAUCCUCGACGAAAUCAAGAUCGUUCAAGAAUACGUCUGUACCUUUGUUGUUGGCCGUGACCGAUCUCAAUAACGAUUUCUCUGAUUCGCUUUCGAUCUGCAGUACGCAAGAAAGCAACGAGGAACGUUCAAACGGAAAGGCGCGCGGCGGUAAGCUCGCGCGUCGAGCACGCUCCUUUAAGGAGGACUUUUUGGAGAAGCUUUCACACAUGCGUUCUCCGGGUAGCGGUGGUACAGGGGCAGGCGGCGCAGAGAGCGUCGUAGGAGGAGCCGGCCGAGCAAGUUCACCUUCAUCGCCACGAGCACCGCGUGAUAAAAAUGGAGUUGCUGGAAUUGGACUUGGAACAGGUGGAACAUCGUCGUCAUCGUCAGGAAAGGAUAGUAAUAAUACAGCUGGUCUUGAAAAAAAUCCUUUACGAGACUUGCAUGUCCACGUGAGACAAGUACAGCUUGCUCUUCUGCAUUUUCGGGAUGUUGUCUCGAAAAAGAAAUUGGAAAUGUUGCCAGGUAAUGGGACAGUGGUUCUCGACACUGUUACUACCAUACACACGGUACUCAAGUCCUAUCUUCUCUAUGAAAAUAGUUCCACGCUAGGAUCCGCAACCAAUCAAGUUUAUCAAGCACUCGCUCAGUUAUUGAAACUUUGCGACGAUGUCUUGUUACACGGCGAUCAAUCUUCUGCUUUGGAUACCGAAAAUGUUACCCAUAUUAUCGGUUUGGUCGAAGAAGCAGUUAAGAAUUUGGUUUCCCUUGCUCAUGAGAAGAUUUCUAACCGACAGAAACCUGUUAGCAUUACGAUUAACAAUCGUGCAUCGGGUUAUGGAUUGGAACUUGCUCCUCAGAGGAACUCGCUGCCGGAUAUACCUUUAACACCAAGGGAAAGAGAGAUCUUAGAACAGACCGCUGCCAACAAUAGUCUUGUUCGAAGUUCGCAUAGUUCUGAAUCUAUUUUAAGGGAUUCGAGUCCACCACCAAAACCUCCUCUUCCUGAUAGAACGAACGUAUGCUUCUCCGAAGAAAACAGUUCGUCAGGUACACCACCACCUUUACCACCGAAAAGAAGAACCAGAACUCAACAAUUGCUCGACGAGUCUGAGAGUUUCUUAGCAUCUAGUCUCGAUAGAGUUUCCUUGCGUAGUCGAUCACCGGAAGACUCUUCUUCUAUUUUAAGUGCAUCAGCUGGUAGUUUGGAUUCUGCUUUAAAUCAUUCGCGUGACGAGGAUGAAAUUCGAGCGAUCAUGGGACCAAACGAUGAGUCUCUCAAUGAUAGUAUGGAUCUCAGUCUUAUAGCUACCAUUAAAAGUAUGCAAGUUAAUGGGACCUCUAAUUGUGCUUGUUGGGAUAGUUCUGAAAGCAGUAUACCAAGUACUAUGUUACUAGGACAACAAACACCCCAAGAAAUUCUUAAUCCGUUCACCGGUAUUGAUGGAAAAAUAGAAAGAUUUUCAACCCAAACACAUGAAUCCGGUUUUGUGUCGAUGCAUUCUCAAAGAAGUUCUUCUCAAAGUUACACGACUGCUUCUAGUACAACUUCAAAAAGAUCAUCGCAACAAAGCAGUAUCAGUUAUAGUUCCCAAACGUUUAGUACCCAACAACAAUCUCUUUAUCAACAAAAGUUUACAUCUGAUAGCAAUGGUUCUGUUUUCAUGCAAAAAACAAUGAGCAGCUCUAAAAGUACCACGGAUAAUAUGAAUAUAACGGGAAGUGGCGACACCGUUAUGUUAGAAAAAUUGAAAAAUGAAAUGGAAUCAAUUACUAUAUCCGAUGCUAAUGGAAUACCACCUGCAUUACCAGAAAAACGAUCUAAACGGAGAAGAGAACGUCAACCUUCGCAAUACGACAAUGUACCUGAAAAUGAACAUUUGUCUACUUGCAGUUUGCAUACCAGUAACGGCGAUAGCUCGGAUACCAAUAAACCACCACCUCUUCCGCUGAAAAAAAAACAUAUGUUCCAAUCAGUGGCAUAUUCUGUUAUGGCAUACAUGGAGAUGUUUGGAAAUUGCUCUCACAGCAACAACGACUUCAUUUCUGGCCUUGGAACUCGUCAUUCUGUAGCAGCUUACAAUUCCAUGCAAGCAGAAUGGCAGCAACAUGAAAUGGCACUCACUACGACUCAAUCUUGUUCUUUUAUGGCUCAUACGGUAACUAACUUGCAUGACACCACAAGCGUUUCUAUAUCUAUGACUCCAAGCAUUACGGAAAUAACAAAUAAUUCUAGUCUUCCUCCGGCUUUACCACCAAAGAGAUCACGAUCUAUCAAAUCAAAUGUUACACCUUCGAUAGUUUCACCAAAGCCUACGAUUAGUAUGCAAAGCAUACAUACAUCUGAUUCAAUUUUAUCAUCGACUCCUGUCAAAAUUGAUGAGCCGUCGUCAUAUAAUGAUGCUUUUCUUGAUAAAAAAGAUGUUGUAUCGUCAACUCCAGUGAAAUUGAAUAUCACCGGUACUGCAUUAGACAUAGCAUUACCAACUUCCAGACCUGCAAGUAAUGCUCUUUCUUCUGUAUCCAUUAGCGAUAACACUUUGGAAUUAAGGGAUAUAGAUCAGGAUGAUAAUAUAUUGGAAGAAUUAGAUAUCAGUAAAUAUUUAGUUUUUAAAAAAUCUGAUGAAGAAGGACCCGAUAUACGUGGUGGACAUCCUGAUGCAUUAUUAAUUCAUGCUACCAAAGCAAAUAAGCAUGACGAAAAGGAAUCAGACUUUUUAUAUCAGGAAGCUUUUCUGACAACAUACAGAACAUUUAUGCAACCGCUUGAAUUAAUUCAAAAAUUACAUAAACGACAUCAACGUUUUUCCUGUUCUCCAGAUGUUACGAAGCAACGAGCAGCUCGAGAAGCUUUCUCCUUAUUAGUUAGAGUAGUCAGUGAUUUAACUAUGUCAGAUCUUGACGAUACCUUAUUACAAACUUUAAUGGAAUUCGUACAACAAUUAGUAUGCAGUGGUGAUUUAACAAUGGCUAAAGCUUUACGAGUGAAAAUAUUAGAAAAGCAUGCCGCUAAACAAUUACAAUACGCACAACCAAUUUUAUCUUCUCUCAGUGUAACGACGAAACAAGCAUCACUUUUAGAUUUUAAAAGCGAACAAAUCGCAGAACAAAUGACUUUAUUAGACGCAGAUUUAUUUAUGAAAAUUGAAAUUCCUGAGGUAUUAAUUUGGGCCCAAGAACAAAAUGAAGAGAGAAGUCCAAAUCUUACAAGAUUCACAGAACAUUUUAAUAAAAUGUCAUAUUGGGCUAGAUCCAGGAUAUUAGAGCAUAGAUUGGAGAACGAAGCUAAGGAUAGAGAAAAAUAUGUUGUCAAGUUCAUUAAAAUAAUGAAACAUCUUAGAAAAAUAAAUAAUUUUAAUAGUUAUCUUGCCUUGCUUUCUGCAUUAGACAGUGCACCAAUUAGAAGACUUGAAUGGCAGAAGCAUAUUACGGAAGGUUUGAAGGAAUAUUGUGCUCUUAUCGAUAGUUCAAGCAGUUUUCGAGCAUAUAGGCAAGCUUUAGCAGAAACUCAACCACCAUGCAUCCCAUAUAUUGGGCUUGUGUUACAAGACCUUACAUUUGUGCAUAUUGGGAACAGUGAUUUGUUACCGGACGGUACUAUCAAUUUUUCUAAAAGAUGGCAACAAUUUAAUAUUGUUGAAAAUAUGAAGAGAUUCAAAAAAGGUACAUACUCCUUCAAGAAACACGAUCGUAUUAUUACGUUCUUCAACAACUUCAGUGAUUUCCUCUGUGAGGAAGCAAUGUGGCAAAUUUCUGAAAGUAUUAAGCCACGUGGUGGAAAGAAAGUUCAAUCGCAAAACUAGAACAUAUCUAACCCUUUCACUGCCUGUGUUUCCAAAUCAAAAGGCUGAAAUGGUGGAAAUUCAAAAUGAUUAUGUUUACAUGAGAAUUUGCUCUUUUCUGCGAUUCAAAAAAAAAAAAAUAAUAAUAAUAAUGCAUAUAAACGUAUAUAUACAUAGGUAGUAUGUAUUGAAGGAAGAAUCUAGUAUGUAUAUGUACGUAUGUGUGCGUAAUAUACGUACGUUUGUGCGACGCUCUGAGAGCGGUGAAAGGGUUAGCAUAGUCUACCCCAAUGUGUACGCAGCCUCUGUGAGGCUGUAUUUGAAUGUUUUUAAUUUAUACUCGCCGAAAAAAUACAAACAAAAGAAAAGAAAUACAAAAAGUUAAUAUACACAGUCCAGCCGAGACACAUGCGAUCUUGUACAGUAUUUGAAUUUUAAUGCAUUGUCUCUUCAAACAGAAUCAUAUGCAUGACGAGAGAGAGAGAGAAAGAGAGAGAGAGAGAGAGAGAGAGAGAGAGAGAGAGAGAAAUGUAAAAGUAGUAGAUGUCAGUUAUCAUUUAAAUUAUUUAGAUAUAUGUGAACGUCCAUUUAUCUAGCUUUCACG
This is a messenger RNA of Vespa mandarinia (Asian giant hornet), 4959 nucleotides long. RefSeq names its product C3G guanyl-nucleotide exchange factor (gene C3G). Gene Ontology annotation, biological process: Ras protein signal transduction. Lineage: Eukaryota; Metazoa; Arthropoda; Insecta; Hymenoptera; Vespidae. Gene Ontology annotation, cellular component: plasma membrane. The record is from RefSeq and is a predicted model, not a curated record. Gene Ontology annotation, molecular function: guanyl-nucleotide exchange factor activity.